CCGUUAACUACUCUUCAUCACUUGCUUGAGUUACUUCUCUCUCUUUCCCUUUUUUUUCGGUUGGUUUGCUUCGUCGAUCUGUGUUCCGACAAAAUUUGGAUAUCCCAAAAUGGGUGGAUGGGAUAGGGUUAGGUCAUCGAGGUCACGACUUACAGGAAUAGGAGGAGGGUUCUCAAGGCUGCCCAACAUGAACGAGCGCCAGUCUUCGUCUGUACGUCUAGGUCGGAUCCAACCCCAGGCUCCUGAUCACCGCACUAUCUUCUGCAAUGAUCGAGAGGCCAACUUUCCCGUCAGAUUCAAGGGGAACUCUAUAUCGACCACAAAGUAUAACCUCCUUACCUUUCUGCCGAAAGGGUUGUUUGAACAGUUCAGGCGGGUAGCUAAUUUGUACUUUCUUAUGAUCUCUAUCUUGUCUACUACUCCAAUCAGUCCUGUUCAUCCUGUAACAAAUGUGGUACCAUUGAGUCUUGUGCUUUUCGUCUCACUUGUAAAGGAGGCUUUUGAGGACUGGAAACGUUUACUUAAUGAUAAAGUGAUCAAUAGUAGUCCCGUAGAUGUUUUGCAAGGCCAGAGAUGGGAAAGUAUACCUUGGAAGAAGCUGCAGGUUGGGGACAUUGUUAGACAGGUUAAGAAGGAUGGGUUCUUUCCUGCUGAUGUACUGUUCCUUGCCAGUUCAAAUCCAGAUGGUGUCUGCUACAUUGAGACCGCAAAUCUUGAUGGUGAGACGAAUCUGAAGAUCCGAAAAGCACUGGAAAGGACUUGGGAUUACUUGACUCCUGAGAAAGCAUCUGAAUUUAAAGGGGAAAUACAAUGUGAACAACCAAAUAACUCAUUGUACACUUUCACUGGCAACAUCAUUAUCCAAAAGCAAACAUUGCCCCUUUCUCCAGAUCAAUUAUUGUUGCGAGGAUGCAGUCUCCGAAAUACAGAGUACAUAGUUGGGGCUGUUAUUUUUACUGGGCAUGAAACAAAGGUUAUGAUGAAUGCCAUGAAUGUUCCUUCCAAAAGAAGUACGUUGGAGAGGAAACUUGACAAGCUUAUACUCGCUCUCUUUGGUACUCUCUUCUGUAUGUGUCUCAUUGGUGCCAUUGGCAGUGGUGUGUUCAUAAAUCGCAAGUACUACUAUUUAGGUCUUGAUGAAAGUGUGGAAAAUCAGUUCAACCCCAACAACAGAUUUGUCGUUGCAGUGCUGACAAUGUUUACUCUAAUUACAUUGUACUCGACCAUUAUUCCCAUUUCUCUUUAUGUUUCCAUUGAGAUGAUCAAAUUUAUUCAGUCCACUCAGUUUAUCAACAAGGAUUUACAUAUGUACCAUAUUGAAACCAACACACCUGCAUUGGCUCGUACAUCCAAUCUGAAUGAGGAGCUCGGACAGGUGGAGUACAUAUUUUCCGAUAAAACGGGAACAUUAACAAGAAACAUGAUGGAGUUCUUUAAGUGUUCAAUUGGAGGAGAGGUGUAUGGGACUGGUAUCACUGAAGUAGAAAAAGGAGGUGCUGAGCGGACGGGCAUGAAAAUUGAAGAGGUGCCAAGAUCAGCAACUUCACUGCAUGAGAAGGGUUUUAAUUUUGAUGAUCCUAGGGUUAUGCGUGGUGCAUGGAAGAACGAGCCUAAUUCUGAUACUCUCAAGGAAUUCUUCAGAUGUCUGGCUAUAUGUCAUACUGUGCUUCCUGAAGGUGAUGAAUCCCCAGAGAAGAUUACAUAUCAGGCUGCAUCCCCAGAUGAAGCUGCUCUAGUUACUGCAGCAAAGAACUUUGGCUUCUUCUUUUAUAGGCGGACACCAACUACAAUCAUUGUUCGUGAAUCACAUGUAGAGAAGAUGGGUAAAAUCCAAGAUGUCUCUUAUGAGAUUCUGAAUGUUUUAGAGUUUAAUAGUACAAGGAAGCGCCAGUCAGUCAUAUGUCGCUAUCCAAAUGGGAGGCUUGUUUUGUAUUGCAAGGGUGCAGACUCUGUCAUCUACGAAAGACUGGCUGAAGGAAAUAAUGGGAUGAAGAACUUGAGUAGGGAACACUUGGAACAGUUUGGUUCUGCUGGUUUACGUACACUUUGCCUGGCUUAUAGGGAUUUAAGUACUGAGCUGUAUGAAAGCUGGAACGAGAAAUUCAUUCAAGCAAAAUCCUCUUUGAGAGAUCGGGAAAAGAAAUUGGAUGAGGUGGCUGAACUUAUAGAGAAGGACCUUAUUUUGAUUGGCUGCACUGCUAUAGAAGACAAGCUUCAAGAGGGAGUUCCAACUUGUAUAGAAACUCUUUCUAGAGCUGGAAUCAAGAUUUGGGUUUUAACAGGGGACAAGAUGGAGACAGCAAUAAAUAUAGCAUAUGCAUGUAGCUUGAUAAACAAUGACAUGAAACAGUUCACGAUCAGCUCUGAAACAGAUGAGAUGAGAGAAGUCGAAAGUAGGGGUGACCCUGUAGAGACUGCACGCUUUAUCAAAGAGACAGUGAAACAAGAGCUGAGAAAAUGCCUUGAAGAAGCAGAACACUAUCUACAUAGAGUGGGUGGACCCAAAUUGGCUCUCAUAAUUGAUGGGAAAUGUUUGAUGUAUGCAUUGGACCGAAGUUUACGAGGAAUUUUGCUUAAACUGAGCUUGAUUUGUAGCUCAGUAGUAUGCUGCCGAGUUUCUCCACUGCAGAAAGCACAGGUGACUAGCCUAAUUAAGAAAGGUGCACGGAAGAUAACCCUUAGCAUAGGUGAUGGUGCUAAUGAUGUGAGCAUGAUUCAAGCUGCUCAUGUUGGUGUUGGAAUAAGUGGGUUGGAAGGAAUGCAAGCCGUUAUGGCUAGUGAUUUUGCAAUCGCACAGUUUCGCUACCUUACAGAUUUACUUCUUGUGCAUGGCCGGUGGUCAUAUCUUAGAAUAUGCAAGGUGGUGACAUACUUCUUUUACAAGAAUCUUACUUUCACUUUGACUCAAUUUUGGUUCACCUUCCACACUGGAUUUUCUGGUCAAAGAUUCUACGAUGACUGGUUCCAAUCUUUGUACAAUGUUAUUUUUACAGCUUUGCCUGUGAUCAUUCUUGGACUGUUUGACAAGGAUGUCAGCGCAUCUCUUUCCAAGAAAUAUCCUCAGUUGUACAAAGAGGGAAUAAGAAAUUCCUUCUUCAAAUGGAGAGUUGUGGGGAUCUGGGCUUUCUUUUCUUUCUACCAGUCACUGGUCUUCUAUUACUUUGUGACUGCUUCCAGCUGUAAUGGUCACAAUUUAUCGGGCAAAAUUUUUGGUUUAUGGGAUGUCAGCACCAUGGCCUUCACUUGUAUUGUAGUAACUGUCAAUGUGCGUCUUCUUAUGGCCUGUAAUUCUAUCACUAGAUGGCACCAUAUUAGCAUUGGAGGAAGCAUUUUAGCAUGGUUUGUGUUUAUCUUUAUCUAUUCUGGAAUUAUGACGCCACAUGAUAGACAAGAGAAUAUAUUUUUUGUCAUUUAUGUCUUGAUGAGUACAUUCUAUUUCUAUCUCACUCUUCUCCUUGUUCCCAUCGUUGCACUUCUCGGUGACUUCCUUUACCAAGGGAUUCAAAGAUGGUUCUUUCCCUAUGACUAUCAGAUUGUUCAAGAAAUUCACAGGGAGGACCCAGAUGACAGCAGCAGAGCUGAGUUGGAGAUUCAGAAUCAUCUUACACCAGAUGAACAGAGGAGUUAUGCAAUUGCUCAACUCCCUAGAGAAACUUCUAAGCACACUGGCUUUGCUUUUGAUUCACCCGGUUAUGAAUCAUUCUUCGCUUCACAGGCUGGUGUUUUGGCUCCACAGAAGGCCUGGGAUGUGGCCCGUAGAGCCAGUAUGCGACAAACAAGGACAUCUAAAAAAGAAUUAAACUAGAAAAUGUACAUUUCUUUUUCUUUUAGACAUUUAAUCACAAAAUCUGUAA
This is a messenger RNA of Telopea speciosissima, 3854 nucleotides long. RefSeq names its product phospholipid-transporting ATPase 3-like. The record is from RefSeq and is a predicted model, not a curated record. Gene Ontology annotation, molecular function: ATP hydrolysis activity; ATP binding; ATPase-coupled intramembrane lipid carrier activity. The coding region runs from base 110 to 3805 and encodes 1231 amino acids. NCBI's taxonomy places the organism in Eukaryota, Viridiplantae, Streptophyta, Magnoliopsida, Proteales, Proteaceae. The transcript is spliced from 27 exons. Gene Ontology annotation, biological process: phospholipid translocation. Gene Ontology annotation, cellular component: plasma membrane.